Messenger RNA from Pezoporus flaviventris, 3450 nucleotides. RefSeq names its product vav guanine nucleotide exchange factor 3 (gene VAV3). Gene Ontology annotation, biological process: cell migration; intracellular signal transduction; regulation of GTPase activity. Gene Ontology annotation, molecular function: protein binding; guanyl-nucleotide exchange factor activity. The record is from RefSeq and is a predicted model, not a curated record. The transcript has 28 exons. Bases 11 to 2635 code for a protein of 874 amino acids. Gene Ontology annotation, cellular component: plasma membrane; cytoplasm. Lineage: Eukaryota; Metazoa; Chordata; Aves; Psittaciformes; Psittacidae.
GGCCGCAGGGAUGGAGCCGUGGAAGCAGUGCGGACAGUGGCUGAUCAGCUGCAAGGUGCUGCCGCCCAACCACCGGGUCACCUGGGAUACGGCCCAGGUCUUCGACCUGGCGCAGGCGCUGCGCGACGGCGUCCUGCUCUGCCAGCUCCUCAAUAACCUGCGCAGCCACUCCAUCAACCUCAAGGAGAUCAACCUGCGCCCGCAGAUGUCCCAGUUUCUUUGCUUGAAGAAUAUAAGGACUUUUCUUUCGGCAUGUUGUGAAAUAUUUGGGAUGAAGAAAAGUGAACUUUUUGAAGCAUUUGAUUUGUUCGAUGUGAGAGAUUUUGGGAAGGUGAUAGAAACACUUUCAAAACUUUCUCGCACUCCUAUUGCAUUAGGCACAGGAAUAAGGCCAUUCCCUACAGAAGAAAGCGUUGAUGAUGAAGAUAUCUACAAAUGUCUUCCUGAUUUAAUAGAUGAAACUGGUGUUGAUGAAGAUGAGGAGUUGUAUGAUUGUGUCUAUGGAGAAGAUGAAGGUGGGGAGGUUUAUGAAGACCUAAUGAAAGAUGAAGCAGCACAGCAACCUAAAUAUACUGAAAAUGAUAUAAGAAGCUGUUGUCUUGCUGAAAUAAAGCAAACUGAAGAGAAAUACACUGAAACUCUGGAAUCUAUAGAGAAAUUUUUCAUGGUGCCACUGAAAAGGUUUCUGUCUGCAUCAGAGUUUGAUACUGUUUUCAUCAAUAUUCCUGAUUUGGUGAAAAUCCACAGGAACCUAACACAGGACAUCAAUGAUUCCAUUGUAAACAAAAAUGAUCAGAACCUAUAUCAAAUUUUUAUUAACUACAAAGAAAGAUUGGUUAUUUAUGGACAGUACUGCAGUCAAGUGGAGAUAGCAAUAUCAUGCUUAGACAACAUCUCUAAGACCAAAGAAGAUGUUAAAUUGAAGUUAGAGGAAUGUUCAAAGAGGGCCAAUAACGGGAAAUUUACAUUACGGGAUCUUUUAGUGGUUCCAAUGCAGAGAGUGCUAAAAUACCACCUACUGCUCCAGGAGCUUGUAAAGCACACUACUGAUCCCAUGGAGAAGGCAAAUCUAAAACUGGCACUUGAUGCAAUGAAAGACUUGGCUCAAUAUGUAAAUGAAGUGAAGAGAGAUAAUGAAACGCUUCGUGAAAUUAGACAGUUUCAACUAUCAAUAGAGAAUCUGAAUCAUUCCCUCUUACAGUAUGGAAGACCUCAAGGUGAUGGGGAAAUAAGGAUAACUACAUUAGACAAACGUGCGAGGCAAGACAGGCACAUCUUCUUGUUUGAUCUAGCUGUAAUUGUUUGCAAACGGAGAGGUGAUAAUUAUGAAAUGAAGGAAAUAAUAGAUCUUCAGAAAUACAAAAUUACAAAUAACCCCACUACUGAUAAAGAAAAUAAGAAGUGGUCUUACGGAUUCUACCUCAUUCAUAUCCAAGGUGAAAACGGUUUAGAAGUUUAUUGCAAAACGAAAGACUUGAAGAAAAAAUGGCUUGAACAGUUUCAGAUGGCUCUGUCAAAUAUACGGCCAGACUAUGCAGAUACAAGCUUUCAUGAGUUCAAAAUGCAUACCUUCAGCCGUGUGACGUCUUGCAAAGUCUGUCAGAUGCUUCUGAGGGGAACAUUUUAUCAAGGCUAUUUAUGUUCUAAGUGUGGAGCUGGAGCACACAAAGAAUGUUUAGGAAGAUUAGACAAUUGUGGCAGAGCUAAUUCAGGUGAACACGGGAACCUGAAACACGAGAAACGAGCAAAUGGAAUUAGAAGAAAUUCUAGGCACGUGGACCCAGGUUUACCAAAAAUGCAAGUAAUUCGAAACUACAAUGGAAUACCACAGCCAGCGACGCAAGAUGGUCCACCAUUGCAUAUUCAGAUUGGUGACACUAUUGAACUAAUAAGAGGAGAUGCACAUAGCUUAUUUUGGCAGGGCAGAAAUCUAACAACAGGAGAGCUUGGAUUCUUCCCAAGUGAUGCAGUAAAGCCUAGCCCAUGUGUUCCUAAACCAGUAGACUACUCUUCACAACUGUGGUUCGCAGGAGCAAUGGAAAGAUUGCAAGCAGAAAGUGAACUUAUUAACAGAGUAAAUAGCACUUACCUGGUACGGCACAGGACCAAGGAGUCAGGAGAAUAUGCAAUUAGUAUUAAGUACAAUAAUGAAGUGAAGCACAUCAAGAUUUUAACAAGAGAUGGCUUUUUCCACAUUGCAGAAAACAGAAAAUUUAAAAAUUUAAUGGAACUUGUAGAAUAUUAUAAGCACCACUCUCUCAAAGAAGGCUUUCGAAGUUUGGAUACUACUCUCCAAUUUCCCUACAAAGAACCUGAAAAUUCAGUAGGACAGAGGAGUAACAGAACAGGUGGCAACUCCCCUUCUUUGUUCUGUGGGUUUUCUUUUGUAACUCCUCCAGACUACAGCUUUGUUCCCCCUUCUUCCACUCCUUUCUGGUCAGUGCUAAGCCCAAAGGUGAUAGGCAUUGCCAUUGCCAGGUAUGACUUCUGUGCAAGAGACAUGAGAGAACUAUCCUUGCUAAAAGGGGAUGUUGUAAAAAUUUAUACCAAGAUGAGUGCGAAUGGCUGGUGGAGAGGUGAAGUAAAUGGAAGGGUGGGCUGGUUUCCAUCAACUUAUGUAGAAGAGGAUGAAUGAAUUAAAAAGUUUCCUCUGCUGACCAGCAGUUUCAGGGACUGUAAAAAUUUAAUGUUAAAAGUGUUAUUUGUCAAGUAUUUAAAGAGCAGCAUUUUUUGUCUGUCUGAACCUUACAGUCUUAAUGUUAGGAUUUGUACAGAAGUCUGUGCUGACAGAUUAUUACCUAGCCCAGAGCUGUGCAACAAACAACCUGCUGGUUUGCCGUCACUGGGGAUCAGUACAAAGUCCAACCCUUACCUUCCUGCAAGAUCUCUGGAAAACAAAUUUUUUAUGCUCCUUUUCAUUUCACCCUGUACUACACCAUGAAAUACUAGCUGUGGCUGAAUAUUUAAUAAGUCUUUUUUCUUCUAGCUAACAUCUGUGAUUGUAUGAGAAGAUGAAGGCUUAUUAUUCCUUAUCACUGCAUGCAGAAACCAGAGUUCAGUCAUUCCAUGUGGGUAUAGUCAGUAGACUUGUCUUGAAACAUCAAACUACUUAUCAUCUUACAAACAGUUUUACACUCACAAAAACGUUCUGAAGGAAAUACGUAGUAAACAUGAAUAGUAUUAAUGCAUAUAUAAUUAGUUGACUGACUACUUUGAGGUCCUGCCUAAAUCUUCUACUAAAUUGUUUAAAGACGACAUCUUAAAAAUAUGUGGUGAUGAUGUAGUAUUGCUUAAAAAAGCAUCCACAAAGUGGAACUAUAGGAUCCUUUCUUUGUUAUCCCAAGUCCUUUUGUGUGAGUGUUUUUUUCAUUUAAGCAGCUGACCCUAGAAGUACAACUGAGGACUUUAAAACUCAUGACAAGAUCAGUUUUAAAAUUUUCAAUGCUAAUA